Brachypodium distachyon (stiff brome) is the source of this 1510-nucleotide messenger RNA. Its product is annotated as THO complex subunit 3. The record is from RefSeq and is a predicted model, not a curated record. The transcript is spliced from 11 exons. Bases 104 to 1111 code for a protein of 335 amino acids. Gene Ontology annotation, cellular component: THO complex part of transcription export complex. Gene Ontology annotation, biological process: mRNA export from nucleus. NCBI's taxonomy places the organism in Eukaryota, Viridiplantae, Streptophyta, Magnoliopsida, Poales, Poaceae. Gene Ontology annotation, molecular function: protein binding.
CUGAUCGCGAUCUUUUGAUCUCAAGCCCAUCAUGGCCCAAAUCAAGCCCAUUUAAAGUUUACUCCUCGACCAGCCGCGGCGACGGGUCUGAAGAGAGAGAAUAAUGGAGGGGAAAGAAGACGACAGGAAGGGCUCCGCCGCCGCCGGCAGCUCAGCGCCGGGGGCGAGAUUCAAGAACCUGGUGUCCAGGGAAUACUACAGCCACAAGAAGAAGGUGCACUCUGUAGCCUGGAACUGCAUAGGAACAAAGCUUGCUUCAGGCUCAAUUGAUCACACUGCACGUGUCUGGAGCAUUGAUCCCCACGGCCAUUCCAAGGUUAAAGACAUUGAACUGAAAGGCCACACAGAUAGUGUAGAUCAGUUAUGCUGGGAUCCAAAGCAUCCUGACACAGUUGCUACUGCAGCUGCUGACAAGUCGAUUCGCCUUUGGGACGCACGAAGUGGGAAAUGCCAAGUUGUUGAACUUAGUGGAGAAAACAUCAACAUCACAUACAAACAUGACGGGACUCACAUUGCUGUUGGAAAUAAGGUUUACAAUAACAGAACAUGGGAGGAUGAGCUGACCAUAGUGGACGUUCGGAAGCUAAAACCGAUUCACAAACAAAAGUUUCCUUAUGAGAUCAAUGAGAUUGCAUGGAAUAAAACUGGAGAUUUAUUCUUCAUCACUACUGGACUUGGAUUUGUCGAAGUGGUUAGCUAUCCUUCUCUUGAUGUUGUCUGCAAACUAAAUGCUCAUACAGCAGGAUGCUAUUGCAUUGCAAUGGAUCCCCUUGAUAGGUAUUUUGCUGUUGGAAGUGCAGACUCACUUGUCAGUCUUUGGAAUGUGAAAGAGUUGCUAUGCAUUAAAACCUUCACAAAACUUGAGUGGCCUGUAAGAACAGUUAGCUUCAAUCACACUGGAGAAUUUAUUGCAUAUGCCAGUGAAGAUCCUUUCAUUGACAUUGCCAAUAUUCAGACUGGACGAUCAAUUCAUCAGAUACCAUGCAAGGCAGCUAUGAAUAGUGUUGAAUGGAACCCUAAAUACAACCUCCUGGCUUAUGCAGGAGACGACAAGAAUAAGUACCAGGCUGAUGAAGGUGUUUUCCGAAUAUUUGGCUUUGAAAGCACAUGAUCUGGUGCUGAGGAGAUUGCCAUCAGCAAGUUCUCUCUGUAGAUUCAGUUGCUUGGCCUUCUAAUGUUUGGCCGGCUUAAAUGAGGUUGUUUGGUUAGAGGGGUAGAACCGGUUGCUCCAUCACCCACCUCGUGCUUCAUUACCGUAAAGCUAAUUCCCUUAAUGAGGGAUGAUUAGGCCAUCUCACCAAGAUUUAGAGAAUGAUCCCACCAAACAUCCAACAACUGAACUGUUUUGUAACUGUUUUGUUGUAUUGUAUCUUAUGUCACUCAAGAUCUGAAUGAAAUAUUAGGAGCGAUUUUUCUUGCAUUGUAAUUAAAUAAUAUUUUUAUGUACUACCAUUAGAUGCACAUGUGACCAAUUUAAUUCUGUAAUUCUUAUAUGAUCUUUUUAGAUGCA